Messenger RNA from Trichosporon asahii var. asahii CBS 2479, 426 nucleotides. RefSeq lists its product as uncharacterized. The transcript has a single exon. Lineage: Eukaryota; Fungi; Basidiomycota; Tremellomycetes; Trichosporonales; Trichosporonaceae. Bases 1 to 426 code for a protein of 141 amino acids. The record is from RefSeq and is a predicted model, not a curated record.
AUGCUCCUCGCCCAACUCCUCGCCCUCACUGCCGUCUCCGCCGUCUCCGCCGUCUCCGCCGUCUCCGGCGCCGCGGCCACACAGCUCGCCCCCCUGGCCCCCCCUACUCCCCAGGAGGCAGCCAAAGGUCCGCGCCGCCAGGACCUGGAGGAGCGCAACGACUACAUCGACAGCUUCGCGGCCUGGGUGGCCUCAGCCUUCGACGUCCCGAGCAGCGGCAGCAACUUUUUCGCGACCGAGACGGGCGUGACCAAGAACAUCUGGUGCGACGGCUGGCGCGAGGAGACGCAGUGGUAUUAUGAUAAACAGAUCUCGGGCUUCUCGUUCUCGUGCGGGGCGCAGUUCUGGGCCGCGCCCGGCGCCCUUCAGGCCGGGUACGGGGGCUGGAUCGCCGAGGAUGGCUCUUUCCUCUUCUCCCCGAAGUAA